AUGGCAGAGUUCGUGGUUGUGAAUACUCAAGCUCUCAAAGCUCUCCUUACCGGUACCCUCGCGGCUUCCAUUGAGACCUACCUUGUUAUGGCUCAGAUCGGAGACUUUUGGGAGACUUUCACAAACUUAUCACUUGCCCAAACCUCCUGCGCAAUCCUCUGCGCCUUAUACUUAUAUGUGGACGCGGCCCGGUUUAAGAACGUUAGGAAAAUACGAAUAUUGUCGUCACCGAAUUUCGAUGGUUCAGCUUUCACGUCCUACGCAAACCACUAA
This is a messenger RNA of Morchella sextelata, 273 nucleotides long. RefSeq lists its product as uncharacterized. The coding region runs from base 1 to 273 and encodes 90 amino acids. The transcript has a single exon. Lineage: Eukaryota; Fungi; Ascomycota; Pezizomycetes; Pezizales; Morchellaceae. The record is from RefSeq and is a predicted model, not a curated record.